Molecule: messenger RNA, 4193 nt
Organism: Capsaspora owczarzaki ATCC 30864
Lineage: Eukaryota; Filasterea; Ministeriida; Capsasporidae
Product: CEBPZ CCAAT/enhancer-binding protein zeta
Exons: 3
Coding region: 72-4037 (1321 amino acids)
Cellular component (GO): nucleus
Source: RefSeq, a predicted model, not a curated record
UGGUUUGGUUCAAUCGUCUUCAUACCGUUUUCAUUUCAUUUCUGAUUUUCUGAUUUUCCACUUUUGCUUUGAUGGCCAAAGCGGACUCCAAAGCAGAGAAGCGAGGCUCCAAGCCCGCCGACGCCACCACUCACAGCACACCAAAGCAGCAGCAGCAGCAGUCUGGCAAUGGACAGUCAUCAUCGAGUGCCACACCAGACAGCAAGCAGCACAAGAAGCAGCACAAGGAACAGAACGGAAGCAAUGGCACACAUGGUAGUCGCCACAUGGCGAGCGACAAGGCCGCAAAGACGACGCCCGCUGCAGCCACUGCCACCGCCACCGCCACUACUGCAAAGACUGCUACGACGAGCACAUCCCAUGGCAGCAGCGGCAAGCAGAAGAAGCAGAAGCGCGAGGAGGACGAACUCGCUGACGACGACGACGAGAAUGGCGAAGAGCUCAAUCUCAACCAAGGCGAAGACGCAGAGUGGAUCAGCAAGCUGGACAAGGCCAUCAAGACCGACGCCACUCGCACCAAGCAGAGCAAGCAGGACCGCAAGCAAGCCCAGGCCGAGUCACAGGCCCAAGCGCAGGCUCAGACGGCGGCAAAGCCAGCACCCAACAAGCACAAGCAGGAUUCUCGCUCGUCCAGCAAAGAGUCAAAGCCAGCCAGCAACAACGCAAAGCAGGCGAAUGAUGAGAGCUUCUUGUUGUCGGAGGUGCUGGCGCUGGGCGGCGAGGCCGAGGAUCACGCAUGGCUCAUGGAGGUCGACACGGACGGCCACGAGGAGGUCAAGAAGACGCUCAAGAAGGGCAAGAAGAACAAGUUUGCAAAGGAGUCUGAUGAGGCCGAAGAGGCGUCCAUUGAUGCGAGCGAGCUCGCUCAGUUUAUCAACGGUCUGGGUUUGGCAAAACUUGCCGCGGCCGCCAUGGCCGUCGACGAGGACGACGUUGAAGACGAUGCUGGCAACGCGCCUGCUGGUGGCGACGACGACGACAACGAGGACGGCGAGGACGAUGAUGCGGCAGAUGGCAUGAACGUCGCUAACGCUGCCAACGCUCACGAUGCUGCAAACGACGAAGACGUGUUCAAGUCGGUUUUGGCAACCACCAAGGCGCACCAGCUCGACCUCUCAGGUGGCAGCGCAGACAUCCCCCUCGACAUCAUUCCCGCCAAGCGUGGCAAGGAUGGUCUUUUGUGCCCUCGUAUGGAUGGUACAUGGUUUGAGGCGGAUUACACGAUCGAAUGCUUUGCCAAUCCCGCAGCACCGCCGCAUGCCGAGGCAGCAGCAACCCUGUCUUCGCUUUCGGCCGCGAGCAUGCAGCGCAUCAAGCAGCGCUACGCUGCCGCAGAAAGACUCGUGGCUGAGGACACGGAAGCCUUUGCCGCAUUGAAACUCAAGCGCAACCGCGGCAAGACCGACGCCGACGACGCCUGGUUGUCGACCGUCAUGCAGUCCGGUACCCUUACCGACAAGCUUGCUGCGCUUGUGGUCCAAGUGCAGGAAUCACCGAUUCACAAGCUAAGCACCCUUGACACCCUGCUCAACAUGGCUGCAAAGAAGGGCAAGCGCGAAGCCCUCCUUGCGAUGGAUCAGUUGUUUGAGCUCUUUUCCACCUCGUUGCUGCCCGAGCGCAAGCUGAUUUCGUUCGAGGCCCAGCGCCACGAGGGCAAGAAGGUGGCCAUCACCGACCGCCAUCUUGUCCUCUGGUACUUUGAGGAUGCCGUCAAGCGGCGGUACGCUCAACUCGUCGAGCUUGUGGUGGAAAACCUCAAAGACCCUCUGCCUGAGAUUCGCUCCAAGAUGAUCAAGCUGACCUACGAGAUGCUUCGCAGCAAGCCCGAGCUCGAAAAGCAAUUGCUUGCCGUGCUUGUCAACAAGGUCGGUGACAUGGACCGCCGUCUCGCGUCCAAGGUCGUCUUCCUGCUCUCCACGCUGCUGACCGAGCAUCCCAACAUGAAGUUGGUGGUCAUUCGCGAAGUCGAGCAACUCAUCCUCCGCCCCAAGAUGUCCGAGCGCGCUCAGUACUAUGCCGUCUGCUUCCUCAACCAGAUCGUCCUCAACCAACGAACAGUCGACAUUGCCGCCAAGCUGGUGGCCGUGUACUUUACCCUGUUCAAGCUCUUUGUCAAGCGUGGCUUGAAGGAGAUUGACGGCAAGAUGCUGAGCGCCCUGCUCACGGGUGUCAACCGCGCCUAUCCGUACGCGCUGCCCGUCUUGUCGGCUGCCGAGCGAACCGAGCUGGACGGCGAGCGCAGCAAGCAGACACAGGCACAGCAGGCGAUUCUCAGCUACGAGCGCCAGCAAGCCCAAAUACUCAAGACUGGCAAGAAGCAGCGACACCGCAACCGCGUCCCCGCGCCCACCCCGUACACCAUCGCCGCUUCCCUGAGCACCAACGUGCGAGCUGCGCUUGAGAUGGACCAGCACAUGGACACCCUCUUCCGUGUGGCCCAUCUGACCAACUUCAACACGUCCAUCCAGGCGCUAAUGCUGCUCUUCCAAGUCAUGCACCACCGCGAGUCAUCCGAGCUGACCGACCGUUUCUACCGCGCCCUGUACGACCGCAUUCUUGAUCCCAACCUUGCGGCUUCGAGCAAGCACGCCCUCUUCCUCAAUCUCAUCUUCCGAGCGCUCAAAGCCGACGAGAACAUCCAUCGCGUCAAGGCUUUCGUCAAGCGUCUCUUGCAAGUGUGCGCCUUCCACCAGCCCCACUUUAUCUGCGGCACGCUCAUUGUCGUUUCGGAGGUUGCCAAGGCCAAGCCAGCGCUCAUCACUCUGAUCAUGCAGCCAGAGGCUGAAGACGAGGAGGAGCGUUUUGUUGAUGCCGACAAGGCCGCUGAAGACCACAACGGCGAUGAGGCAGCCGAGGCGAAGAAUGGUUCGGACGACAAGCCACUGAACCUGCUGUUCGGCCGGUAUGACCCUCUGAAGCGCGACCCACAGCACGCACGGGCAUCUGACUCGUGCUUGUGGGAGCUGACAUCCUUCUCCCAACACUACCACCCGUCGGUGGCUGCAUUCGCUGCAGCACUGUUGGAUGCGCAGCCCAUCGAGUACAAGGGCGACGCGCUGCAGGACUUUACGCUGAUGCGCUUCUUGGAUCGCUUCUCGUUCAAAAACCCCAAGAGCAAGCCGUCGUCGCACGGUAUCUCCAUCAUGCAGCCGCACAUCUCAAAGGCGGCUCGUGAACGUCAGGCGCCCGUCAACUCGACUGCCUUCCUUUCGCAAAAGGAGGACGCCGUUGCUGAUGAUGAGCGAUUCUUCUACAGCUUCUUCAAGCAGAAGGCCGCGUUUGAGGCGUCUGAGCAGAAGAAGCUCGCCAAGAAGACCAAAGCCAAGUCUGAGGAUGACGAGGAGGACGAUGACGAUGCUGAAGACCUCGAAGGACUGCUCGGUGCUGAUGAUGGUGAUGAUGACGACGACGACGACGACGAUGAUGAUGAUGAUCAACUCGAGGAUCUCGCUUCGAAAGGCUCGUCCAAACGAUCUGCACGAGACGCCGCGCUUGACAGCGAUGAAGACGAUGAGGACGACGAGGACGCGGACGUCGACGAUGAUGACGAAGAUGACGAAGACGACGACGACGACGAUGACGAGUUGUACGACGCACUUGCCACUCGCGAUGCCGAGGACGAAGACGACGAAGACGUGCACGAACCCACCGAAAAGCAACUCGAAAAGAUGCUGCUUGCCUCGCUCGAGGAGGACGGUGAGCUUGCGGUUUCCGACAAGAAGCAAACGCGCCAACAGCGCAAGAAGGCGCGAAUGGAGGCGGAUGAUGACGACGACGACAACGACAUGUUUGAUGAAGACAACGAUGACGAGAUCGCCUUCGAUCCUGCCAGCAUCAAGAACGGCAUCAAGUCCAAGGCCGGAAAUGUGUUUGCGUCCGCUGAAGACUUUGCGCAUCUGCUCGAGUCCUCCGGCUCGGUCAACGUCAAAGAGCGCGCAUGGCAAAACAGCAAGCAAGGAUACGGUCGCAGCCGUGGCGAUCCUGGCCGUGGCGGCAGCCGAGGUCGGGGCAGCCGUGGCCGUGGCGGUCGUCGAUAAUUUUGUUUAUUGGUUUAGUGCCGUUUGGCGUAAUAAUGGCUCACUAUUUGAUUUUCAAUACAACGCUGUUUCACGAUCAAUGAGUUUUAUUUCCAGCUUUGUGAACGGCAAUGGUUUGACUGCAAGGGGCGAUCGUUGCGAACAAUAAAUAACUCA